Molecule: messenger RNA, 279 nt
Organism: Opisthorchis viverrini
Lineage: Eukaryota; Metazoa; Platyhelminthes; Trematoda; Opisthorchiida; Opisthorchiidae
Exons: 1
Coding region: 1-279 (92 amino acids)
Source: RefSeq, a predicted model, not a curated record
AUGCCGCAGAAGCCACAGAAAUGUCGGAAUAAUAACCGGCUCACAAGCUCAUUGAAGACCACCAUUUUAGCCCGUCCGAUCCUUGAGGAAAACCGCAUUCGUUCAGCUGUCCUUUUAGACUCGGACGGCUCUUUCAGUCCCACCACAGAAUGGGCCUCCGAAGUCAUUUGCCCCAAUUUACUCAGCGGUGCCAAAUCCGAGGUCGCCAAUGGCUACCCUCCUACCAGUGCACUCCAGAGGCGGAAUUUUCCUCAAGCAAGCUUCUCCCUCUCCCUUUGA